Messenger RNA from Sinocyclocheilus rhinocerous, 728 nucleotides. RefSeq lists its product as uncharacterized. NCBI's taxonomy places the organism in Eukaryota, Metazoa, Chordata, Actinopteri, Cypriniformes, Cyprinidae. The record is from RefSeq and is a predicted model, not a curated record. The transcript is spliced from 2 exons. The coding region runs from base 51 to 728 and encodes 225 amino acids.
UGAGCAGUCUCUUAGACCAGCUCUCAGACGUGUGUUAGAAAGGGCUUGCUAUGGUCACCAAAGACAACGCUAACUCUGGCUCUGGCGGCAAGACAACCUGUGUGAAGAAGCAAAAGUGUAUGAUGAACAAUUCCCAAAAGGCUGGGACGCUAUACAGGGACCCGCAGAAGACCAUAUUUGAACCCGAACUGACCUUAGAGGUCACGGCUGACUAUGCUGGAAGGAAAACAAAUCCGGUCGCAGCGAACGGUGUUAUAGAAACGGCUGUGAACGAACAGACAUGUAACGUAUGGAGCGUUUCCAAUCUCCAGAAUCUGAAAGAGAUGCAAUAUCUGCACCACGAGACCGAGGACAGUCUAAUUGACCCAUCACUGGACAUAGACAAGUCGUCCCUCAUGGGUUUCAUUGACUCUAGUAACCUGGAGAGCUCAGAGGAUGUUCAGACGGUUCCGUGCAUCCAGGUGGACGUUAAAACGGAUGUGGUGCUGAUCGAUGAGGAUGAUGAUGAUAUGUCUCUAAGGGAGAGGACCGUGACGGACGUGUCCACUGCAGACGGGAACGCGGCCGAGCUUGUGUGUGGGCGGCUCCAGUCAAUCUCCUCUGACUCCUCCCACUCUUUAUGUGAUGGGUGGAGUCUAGAGCAGGGCUCGACCAUUGAGACGCCUCAAGAGAAACAGGAGCCGCCCAAAAAACACAAACGCCCUUGCUGCCUCUGUGUUAUCAUUUGA